Dermacentor silvarum is the source of this 12778-nucleotide messenger RNA. RefSeq names its product TBC1 domain family member 9. The record is from RefSeq and is a predicted model, not a curated record. The coding region runs from base 188 to 3661 and encodes 1157 amino acids. The transcript has 30 exons. Lineage: Eukaryota; Metazoa; Arthropoda; Arachnida; Ixodida; Ixodidae. Gene Ontology annotation, molecular function: calcium ion binding.
CGCUCAUCUGUCUAGCGAUCGUCCACGAAGCAGCCACAGGUGAUUUUUGUAAACAGUGGUCGACGGGUUAGCAUUGAUGCGGCGAUGUGAACGUUGCUUUACGUUUUCGGUCUGCUUUUUGCUCGCGUCAGCUCCACAAAUCCAGUGACACUGUCGUGCGCGUGACCGAUGCGUUCAACGCUGCACCAUGUGGAUGAAACCGGAGGAGAUUCUUCUGGCGAACGCUCUAUGGGUGACGGAGCAGUCGAACGCCUUCUUCACCCUGCAGAGGCGGAAAGGUCACGGCACCAAGGGUCUAUCUUCGGUCCUCGUAGGCACACUCGAUUCAGUAUUUGACAGCAAGCCUGCCCCAUAUAGAAUACUGCACCGGACGCCCCUUUCUGAAGUCAGCUAUGUUGUGGCCACCUCACUGUCACGCGAGGAGAUCUUCCAGAACUGGGCCUGGAUUGAGCAGAACCUCCUCGAGACACUCAAGUCCUUCGACUCCGAGGACGAGGCGACGGAGUUUGUGUGCUGCAAGAUCCGCAGCCUGGUGGCGCAGCGUGAGGUCUCCCUGCCGGAGGUGGACCACGACAAUGCACAGUUCCGGCUCAACGCCAGCCGCUUUGCCUCCAUCUUUCACCUGCCCCCACAGGAGAAACUAGUCAACUACUACUCGUGCAGCUUCUGGAAGGGUCGUCUCCCGCAGCAGGGCUGGCUCUACCUGAGCAUGCAGCACCUGGCAUUCCACUCGUUCCUCUUUGGACAGACCACCCGACUGCUGCUGCGGUGGACCGACAUCACGGAACUAGAGAGGAGCAACAAUUUCCUGUUCCCAGAGACCAUCAUGGUCGCCAGCAGACAGAAGAAACACUAUUUUUCCAUGUUCACGAACAUCGUAGAGACGUUCACCCUCAUGGAGCAGUUGGCAAACCUUGCCAUGAGACAGCUCAUCUCAGAGGAGACGUUUGAGGCAGACGCGCAGCUUUCGCGAAAGCUCAGCUGUAAUGCACCCAAGAAGCUUCCACUGCUCAAGAGGGACCUGGACGCCAGGGCCCAGAGCGAGACCUACCGGACCAUGUUUCGUCUGCCGCUGGACGAGCGGCUAGACGGAAGCCUGGAGUGCUGCCUCUGGACGCCGUACAACAAGCAGGCCGUGCGUGGGAAGCUCUACCUGUCGCCAAACUACAUCUGCUUUGAGAGCCGGGUCAAGAACCUGGUGUGUCUGGUGCUUCCCCUGCGGCUACUCCAGGUGACGGAGAGAGUGGACAGCCACCACUCGCUCUCAAACGCACUUCUGCUCACCACCAGGAACAAGGUAAACUUCCUGCUUGCUCAAGUUGAGGGGCGGGACUUCCUCAUCGAGAAGAUUUCUGAACUCCUGGCCAAACUACCUCAGCACAAAGAAAUCCCUUGUCCAGAGGACGACAGUACCUCCCUUGCAUCUUCAAGUUCGUCAGCAUCAUGGGAGCCAGAAGCAUCGCUAGCGUCACGCUUUGAGCUGCCCCGUUCGCCGGAGGCCCAGGAAGCCGAGACCCAGAAAGAGAAGCAGUGGGAAGAGCACUUCGCCGAAUAUGGACGGGGCCUGUGUACCUACCGCACCAGCAAGGCCCAAGAGCUUGUCUUGGCGGGCAUUCCAGACAGCCUCAGGGGUGAGCUCUGGAUGCUGUACUCAGGGGCCAUCCAUGAGCUGGAGACUCAUCCAGGCUACUACCGGCGGGCAGUGUCCGAGAGCAUGGGCAAGCGCAACGUGACCAGCGAUGAGAUCGAGCGCGACCUACACCGCUCGCUGCCCGAGCACCCGGCCUUCCAGAGCCCCCAAGGCAUCAAUGCCCUGCGGAGGCUUCUCAAUGCCUAUGCAUGGCGCAACCCAGCGAUUGGCUACUGCCAGGCGAUGAACAUCGUGGCCUCGGUGCUGCUGCUGUACGCGUCGGAGGAGGAGGCUUUCUGGCUCCUGGUGGCCCUGUGCGAGCGGCUACUCCCCGACUACUACAACACCAAGGUGGUUGGUGCCCUCAUCGACCAGGGUGUACUGGAGGAUCUAGCAAGAGACCACAUUCCGGAGCUGUACACCAAGCUGGACUCGCUGGGCGUGCUAUCUAUGAUCUCACUCUCCUGGUUCCUCACCAUCUUCCUCAGUGUGAUCCCGUUCGAGUCAGCUGUCAACAUUGUUGACUGCUUUUUCUAUGAUGGUGCCAAGGUGGUGUUCCAAAUGGCGCUUGCCGUGCUCGAGGCCAACCAGGAGCGGCUGCUGAGCUGCAAAGACGACGGCGAGGCCAUGAUGGUUCUCUGCAGCUACCUCGAGAAUGUGCACAACCCGCAGGCGGGCAUCUGCUCUCGGUCAGCGUCUCAACCUGCAACAGAAUCCAAGGCAACCGUGGAUAUUUCGACUCUAGUCUACGACUCGUACAGCAAGUACGGCUUCCUCACAUCGAGCAUGAUAGAGAAGCUUCGCCUCAAGCACAGGCUCAGUGUUGUCCAGGGUCUGCAAGACGCCAGUGUGAAGAACGUGCUGAGGAGCCUGAGCCUGGACCCCCGCAUCUCGGCACUCCUGACGCAGGAUGAGCUCAGCGAUCUGGUGGCACUCAUCAGGGAGCAGCAACUGAGCCAGCACAGCUGGGGUACGGGACCGCCAGGCGUGGCUCCGCCCAACGUCGACACUGGCGCCCCCUAUGGCGAGCAGCUGUUCCACCUGGAUAUGGACCAGUUCCUCAGCUUCCUGGGUGCCAUGGGCCCAUGGAGUCGUGGCGAGCAUCCACGUCGUCUAGGUGUGCGUCUGUUCAGGCUAGCCGACACCGACUGCGACGGAUGGGUGAGCCUGGCCGACUUCUGCCGGAUUCUGGCUAUGUCUUCGCGUGGUGACAUGGACGACCGGCUGCGGCUCCUCUACGGCGCUCACUUGGCCGUCUGCCAGCCAGGCGAUGUCGAAGAUUCUCAACGAGACUCUGCAGACGACAGCCCCGAGCAGGAGAGCACCGAAGUUGCUACCGAGGCAGAGGAGUACUUCAGCUCCUUGGAGGAGGGGGCCUCCGUCGACCAGGUCUUGUCUUCUCCUGCCCCGGAGGGUGGCGCACAGGUUUCGCAGCAGCCACAACUGCAGCAGCGGGUGGAGCUUCUCGACGCCGUGCUCCAGCGCAACCGAGACACGGACUCGUUCUUUGGCUCGACCUCGCUGAGCAGCAGCUAUGGAAGUAGUGGAGAUCCCUCUAGGUCUUCCAGCAAGUCGUCGGACAUAACCCUUCCUGACAUGAACCAGGAGCAGUUUGUCCAGAUGUGGCAGACCGUGUACAACCUGUUUGUGGGCCACCCGGAUGAGCAGGACUUCUACCAUGCUCUCGCUUGCACAGGAACUGAGCUGCUGCAAAUGGGAGAGAUGAACCACGAAGCCAAGACUAAGCCAGAAGACUCGGCAGGCGAGCAUUCUGGCGGAGAUGGGACGCAUCAGGAGGCUCCCCGAGACGGCACUGUUGCAGCGGCGGCAACCGUGUCGUCGGACAUAUGGGACCAGCACUGGCACAUCAGUUUCCAGCAGUUCCGCGCGUGCUUGCACAAAGACGAACACCUAGCACGCUUUUUCGACUCCAAGACGGCUGUGUCCGGAGCACUGGAGGGGCUUCGCAGCAGCCGGCUCCAGCAGCGAGCCUCCAGCACGCCCCCGCUUACGGGCGCUGUCAAGGUCUGAAGAGGCUCCGCAGUGCCGAGUUGCGACGCUACUAUGCUGAGGAGACGUGACGGUUCGAACGCUGUAGUGGGGACUGACCUGCAAGCGAGCGCUUCUACUGUGCCGCGAUGCACGCUCCACGUAAAGAGAAAUGGUGUAUAAUUAUUCGUCUGUACAGCACACGUUGUUUGUGAAUUGUUGAUGGCUGCGACCUUGUUGACAUGUUGUAACUUUUGUACAACACAACCCGAACACUGCAGCGUCUCCUGGAGCUGUAGGAGUCCAGGCGCUGCAAGUCUCAUAUGAGAAAGGAAGGCCUUGCAGCAGGUGACAAUCUGGCUCCCACUUGCAAGACGUACUGAAACGCCGUGAAGCUUUGAAGAACAAAGCAGAUGGCUGUGCAUUAUGAACAUCCUCGCAUAGCUGAAGAAUCUGAGUGUUUGAACGUAACUGCAAACAUCCCUGCAGAGAAGAUUCGUUUCGGAAAACAUUCGAAGAUACAUGUCCGCGCAUCUGCACGCUAAGAUUAGGCUGGCAUUGUCUGUGGAACAAGACUGCAGAGUGCUGGUGCAAUUUGCAGUUGAACAGGAUGAUUCAUUACAGUUUGAGAUCAGCAUGGCUGUUCAGCAAUGCUGAGAGAUGCAUGCUGCACGGGAAUUGAGAUCACUGCAAGCUCCAGUUGUCUGUGCAUCUUGGACAGCCUCUUCGCCGAGCAAGCUGGCACCCUUGCGAGUUCAGUGAAUGACUUUCAUUCUAAACUUCAGCUCCUGCUUCUGAUAUUCUUUUUGUGGCCAACUUCAGAGGCAUGAGCCAAGCAAAAGGAGCAAGAAAUUUCACAACUGGAAAUCUUUUCUCAUAUGACUUGCUAACCUGUUCAAUGCUGAACCAAGUUGGAAUUUUUCAGAAAUUGUUAAUGGCGUUGAACUGCUGGAAGUGGACUGCCGCACCUCUGCAUCACGUACCACUGCGCCAUUUGCCGCAUGAACAUUGUGCGGAUAUGCUCUUGCAGCAGCCUGAAGAAAGUGCCAUGGACCAAGAAUUGAUUUCGCAGUGUGGAAGUGGCGGUAUUUUGUGCGAGGCUGUGCUCUGCUGGUGCCGUCCUUUGAUUGAAGUUCUAAUUUUUUAUGCACCAUGAGAAAGAGCGCGUAUAUGGAAUGGUACCGUUUCAUGUUGUGUAGCCUGACAAUAUGUAUCGGACCUCUGACCAGUAUUGGGCUGCCUGCACAUAGCAGCUGGCCUUUCGGAAUAGGCCAUCCUAGGCCUUACUGGUACACUAUUUUAAAGACUUACACCCUAUGUGGUGUAAAAAAACUACGCCUAUUUUACACCCUUGGUGUGUGAAAUUACACCUUUCGUCAUUCUAUGCCUUCUACGGUGUAAAAUUAUGCCUUUUGUACUGCCAGAUUGUCUUGCAGUGAUAAUGACCAUUUCUGAGUACAUUUGUUUUUCCUUUUCUUUAAAUGCAGCUCGCCUUGUACUUUCUUGUUGAGGAUGCGAUGGGAUGCUCAGAGAUGCAUAGCACUACUUACAGGAAAGUGACAGGCACACAGCGUUGAUGAGAGGAAACGCGUACAUGAAUGGCAGUACUGUUGCAUUGUGAAAAUUAUGUCCAGGAGGGUGAUAAAUAUUGGAGACUGCACUGUGUGGAAGUUGCAUUCUCGGUUUAUAUCUGCAUGUGGUUUUUUAAUUGCACAAGGUCUGCUCGCACUCCAUCAGCAUCUUAACGGGCAUGCAUUUGCCGACAAGCCACAGCAGUUGUCACUUCGGCAGUGCUUUGAGCCUACUAAUUGUUGCAUGACCUGGAAUCCCGAGUCACGGAACUUUGAACUUGGAAAUGGGCCACAUGAAUUUCGGAGACUCUUUGAGUUGCUUCAUAAUUCAGAAGACAUCAACUCGGCAUAGCUCCAGCAUGAAUACUUGUCUUCUGCCAGAGGAGCUGGAGGGUUUUCUUGCAAUUUUCUUUGUUUCUUUUCGUUUUUUUUUUUUUUUUAAUCUUUUCAUGUUUCUAUCAGCUAUAGUUGACAGGGAGCCACAAAUUUCUGUUGUGGCUUCCUGCAUCACUCACGUUCACCAAUGUUCACUCACUCAAACUGCCCUAUCUAUUGCCUCCAAUACGGCAGGUACGCUGCUCAAUUUCGCACAUGUUGGAUUCGACGUACGCUUUAACGAUUUUGCUCAUGUGUGUGUGAAAUUUGUCAGUGUUGUCAUAAAUGCGUGUUGUUGCAUCUCUAUUUUUUGUUGCAUACCCUGCCCGCAUCCGCUGGAGUUGCCACGGUGACAGGCAACCCAAAUUUGAGGAGCUUGUGGUCAUGUACUGAGUGCUGCGGUCCUCUUAAAAGAUGGAUAUGAUCUUAAAAGAUGAAAGAUGGAUGCAACCCUUCUAGCUAAUCGGCUUCCUUGUUUGCCCUCCUAAUUUUUGCGCCGCGAUAUGGCAUUUGACAGCAAGUGUUAUAACUAACGCCAUGUUGCCAGUACUACAUAUGGGGGCAGGUACUCUCCUAUUUUGUGUAGGAUCUAAUGAAAUGUGUGCACGCUCAUGGCAGUGCUAAACCUGACAAGAAAAAUGAAUCGGGAGGAAGAGUGCUGCCAUCUAUGGGCACAUAGGCAAUGCGCCUGUUGCUGAGCGCAGAUAAUGCAGCUAAUAAAUUGCUCCACCAUUGGUUGCACUUAUAAAGUCUUUCUUGACCCAGUAAUGUUGCAGAUGAUGUGCGCUUAUGUUUUAAAUAAUAAAACGAUUAUGACGCAAACGAGGGACGCCUAAUGCAGCAAUGUCGAGGGUUUUUUUUUUUUUUUUCAAUGCAUUGGUCUGAAUAUAAUUACAGGUGAUUUCUUAAGCUAAUAUACAGGGGAAAAAAAUGUGCAGUAUACUUGUGUAAAUAGUAGUGCUAGCCAAAACACCAAAUAUUAUGAUAACAAAGUUUCCAAUGGCACAUCUGAGAGGAGCAAUAUGUUUUUUGUAUGGUGUGGCAUUUGUUGGUGACAAUGACAAAGUGGUUUUGGGGUGAGCUUUUUUUUUUUUUUUGAAGAAGAAGAAGAAGAAAAGCAGCUUAUGCUUAGUGAAAUAAAAUGCAGUGCUUACGUUGCAUAACACUCAUUUCGAUAUAACAGUAGUGGAAAUCAGUGUUGCAAUUUUUUUUUUUUUCAACAGAACUUCUGUGAAAUGAAAUUCCAAGACCUGCUACAAUCCACUAAAUGUUUGGCUAGGAUGGUAAACAGAACUCGAUGCCAAAUGCCACGUCUGUGUAAGAUUUGAGCACCAAUUAGUCGUAUUCUAACCAGGUCAUCAAUUAGUUCAGCAAUGCUCAGCACAUGAUUCACUCUCAAUUUGAACUGUCCUUGUAUGAGCGCUUGGCUUGUUUAUCAAUAUGUGUUUGUUUGUUGAACACGUAUUGCUUACCUAAAUAUUUCCAGGUUGGAAGACAAUGCCACGCACAUACCUUACAUUACUCCUCGGAUGUGCGGCAGGUCAUUGAUCCGCAAUCAUUUCCUGAACAUGUUUCCAUCAUUGCACGUCAGGUCAUGAAAGAAAGAAUUUCACCACUUGCUGACAUGCUAUAAUGCAGGAACACAAGUGAGUGCUAGUUUGUUAAUGUUAGUUGUUCGCAUUCCGUUAUGGCUCAGAAGGGCAUGGUUUUAAUGGAUGUUUUACUGGCAGAUUCUGGCCUUGCAUUUUGACUGAAGCACAAGCGACGUGCAGAGCAGAGCUCGCAAAAGCCACCGCAUUUUGUGACAGUGCCUGUUUAUGACGCUGGACAUGUUAGUGAAGCCUAGCUGCACGCUUUUCUUUUUGCAUGUUUUGGUAGCACAGGUCAAGAGCCAUUUGCUCGUUUAAAAGCACCAACAGAAGCCAUGCUUGACGUUGCCUUUGCAUGUGAACGCACGGUUACAGCGAACGAGCCUCGUAAAGUUGCGUGUACUCAUACCAUGUUAACUAGUGAUAAUCAAGAUGUUGCAUUCGACGCUGGAAGCAAGACCAGAUAUGUCUUUGCCAAGCAUGCAUUUUGGCUUUUUAGGCGCACCUGUUAUAGCUCACAUCAAAGAUUUUAUCGAAAAGACUAGCACGGUCUCUGCUCAGUAGUAAAAUACGUGUUUAUAGGCAUAUAUUUUGUUACACGGUACACUGAACAUGUCAUCCAUGUUCUUGUGUGGGAAUUUUACCAGCAUGACAAGUACAGUGCUCACUUAGAUCUGGUAUGCAUAAGCCAAAGUAUCCUAGAAACUAAACUAGUUAUUUUAACAGUUAUUAAACUUUGAUUAUACAUAAUCCGAUCUAUGUAAACUUAUCUUUUAUCGAAUGUGCGCAGCAUUAGGAAGAACAUGCCUGAUGCAUGCAAACCAACAUUGCCACGUUAACAAAGUUUAUGUAAAUCUUGUAGCAGCCAUUGUAACCUAGCAUUUCAGGAAUCUAGUCGCAAUCAUUUACGGAAGCACUGGAACGUUAAUGUUCGAAAUAGUUUCUGCUUCAGCUCAUCUCUUCUUAUUGCUGUCUUUUUUUUUUUUUUUCUGUCUGGGUAUCGAGGUAGAUUACUAUUCAAUCUUCUGCAACUCUGCAAGCUGUCCUAAUUAGCAUGCUUCUGACAGCUUCGAAAGCAGUCUCAUUUAGGAAAAUUAAACUUGCCACAUGCAAAAACCUUUGCGGCAGUUCAUCUGUGAAAGAGACUUAACUGUGCAGGGCAGCAUUUACAAGGAAUGUCUAAUUGCAGCUAACUACAGUCACACCAUGUUUUAACAGUUACAAUUGACUCGUGAAUACAUUCGUUAUAUCUAAUAUUCGCUAUAAGCACGUGUUUGUUACAAAUUAAUAGUGGCAAAACAUUCUAGAUUUACUUGAUUAUAUACAAGAAUUCGUUAUAUCCAGUAAUUCGUAUAUCCCUGCUCUUUGUUCAGUAUCGAAGUUGGACUAUAUUUAAUUGAUGAUUACUCGACAACUGAGUAAGAUGACUUUUACAUGUGAUAGCCUGCAUAUUGAAACUAAAUUAAGCCCUCGUUAUAGUGAAUUCAUUUGGACAGGAAAUGGCAUUCGUUAUAAACUGUACUUUGUUAAAAGCGGAGAUGCCCCAAGAGAACUAUAGAAAUGCUUGAAGUGCACUCCAACCGCUUGGAGGCUUGUAAAGCUGCACUGAAGCAAAGCCUACUUGAUAGUUGUGACACGACAUUCGCGAAAUUCUGCUGACGUUCGUAAGCAGUUUCGUCAUUUGUCUAUUAUGAUUGUGCAAUGCAGUUUGUCUGGAGGAGCAGCAUUUGGCAGAGUGAUCUUCACAGUGCUCUUUGACACUCCGGAUCAGUUUAAAGAAGCGCAAAGGGUCUAUGCUGUACUGAGUAAAUCCCGUGUGCAGAUUUCAUGCUUCGCACUUCAUACUGAACGGUCUGGUGACACUGCAUUUUGAAUAAUCUGUUCUGAAAUGCAUGCGCUGCAGUUGGGACCACAAGAAACUUUAUUUAAUGUAACAAUCAUUAUGAGAGACAUUGCAGACGACGGGACCAGAAAUGCGCAGGACAGAUGCGCUGACCUGGGCUGGGAUAGUGUAGUGAUUCUAUUAAAAUGUUAUUCUUUUUUGUUUUUUUUUCACGCUUCUCCAGUGGUCAGAUUGGCUCUCCAACCACGUUAUCACUGGAAUCGGGGAGCCACAGAUGAUAAGACAGGAAUGAUAUCAAACGAAAUUAAUUCUUACAUUAUCCCAGCGCUAUCUGUAUUUCUGGUCCCAUUGUCCGCUCUGUUUGCCAUGUUGAACGAAAACCAACUAGCCCAUCUUUGUAACUUUUGCAGAGCUGAAUCAAGCAAUAUUUUGAAGGAAGCAAUUUUAUUAUGAGAGUUUGUCGUAUGUUUCUGCGUGUACUGUGCAAACCUUACUUUCGCAAACGUUGCGGGAACCACAAAGAACAUUUGACCGAGCUUCCUGUACCAUGUGCCUAGCAGCCUCGUAUUAAGAACCAGUCAAAGCUUGUGUGGAACAUUAAAAUGAAACCUGCGGUUAUUUAUUGGUCGUUUCGUUGAAAUUACAAGGUAUUUCAGGCACAUUUAAAUUAUUUGUGUAAAAAAAAAUGUAUCUUUCAACAGGACAUUAUUUACGAAUGGACUGCAUAUUUUGAGGUUUGGAAAGUACAACAGGGCAAAAACCGGUGUUGCUAGGCAAUAUUGCCACACGAUGACGUCGUAAAUCGAGUACACACCUGAAAAACAUUUGUAGAACUAAAUUUUCUCGGACUGAGUUUGUUCACCUUAAAUUUUUUUCAAAGGGUUCAGCAUAGGACUCGCAAUGAAUUUUAGGCCACUUUGUUCAACUGGAAUUCUUUGUUCGAUUGAAUUUCCACAAAGUGAUGUUUUACUCUUCAUUAAAGAAAAAUUUUACGGGAACAUGAGCAUUAUGAGUAAAUAAUAAAGGCACUUCAGCGGGGAUGGAAUCCGGGCCCUCUUGACUUUGAUCCUGACACUGAACCGGUUGCAUAAUUGGGACAUCUUGGCACGCACCAAGACAAUUCAAUCUUUUCUAAUACAGUGCACUGUUCACAUGCCACCCACCGCACUCCAGUGGCUACAACAUCUGAUGGCGGGACAAUCUACAAAAUAUCGCUUUAAUGAGGGAGCCCCAUGUACAAACCUCUUCGGGCUAAACCGCUGGCUUCAUUUCUCAAAAUUUUUUCCCACAAGGGGCAUUUCGUGGUUGCCUAGUAACGCAGUAGUAGCCAGCUUCAUUCACUAUAAACCAGGUGUUCAUGUCAUUUGUAACAGUGCCAGAAAGUGGAAAAUGAAAAAAUUUUCAAAAGUGGAGCCAUCAGGUGCUUGCUGUCCUUCGCAUUCUGUAUUCUCUGUCAAUAACGUUUUGUCCUCUGAAACUGCGCUGAACACCAUUCCUCUCACUCAAAAAAUUCUGUUCUUGCUCCAACAUUGCCACAAACAGCACAUACCUCUUGACUUGUUCCGGAAAAAACAAGUGUGUACUAAAUUCAACCAUUUUUUAGCGAAAUCCUCCAAAGUGCAAAAUUAGAGUACAGGCAAGUCGUGGCCUAAUUUUGAAGAACAGGGGUUGUAUUCUCGGUUGUCUGCUUUCGGGGAUUCAAUCACUUUUGUGAGAUAUUGCAUGUCUAUUGGUGAACGUAUUAGCAUCUACGAGCGACAGCAUUUUUGGCACAAAGCCAAGAACGUCGUUCAGAACAGUGCAAUAAAAGCUGUCGCCCAUACAUUGUAGGGCACGCCAACACGUCCAGUGCUAGUCACGCAAAAUCUCGCAAGCGUGAUUGACAGAGACUGCCACCGGUGUUUACAGUGGAUUCCCUUAUUGGCACAACAUUCAGUGGUGUCGUGACGAAUUGUGUGUGACGGCAGCGAAGAGAGAGAGAGAGAGAGCGCAUGCUCAAAUGCAUUCACAGUUGCCGCCUGUAACGCUGCAAGUGCAUGCUGCAACAGUCAACCUCGGGUGGUUGUUGUUUUGUAUGCUAAACACUUUUUUCGAUGAAGCAGCAAUGCAGCAUUGUCCUAAUAGUUUGGUGCAGCACCAAGGUUUUUGCUUUUCAGCUUAAAUGUGGGCGUUUCCUGUUAUAUCAGGCUGGACCGUACGGUUGGCCAGAAACGUUUACAAAGGCACGGGAUUUUCAAAGAAGCUUAAUUUCCCAGGAAGCCCAGGCUCGUCGCCCUAAAUUCAAAGUGUCCACCUCUAGUAUAUAGUUCUUGCAACCUGCACACUGGUCCACGAAAAAUUGGAAGCGCCAUACAUUAACAAAGCUGAAAUUCACAUUUCUCGGGGAACCUGUGCCCCGUAAACUUACGUGUAUCACUGUACGUACAACAAGAAGUAUACGCGUGUGACUGUGCACUGCUUUGCUUCCUCACUUUCACUGGAGGGAUGAGGAAAUCUUCCUUCUCGGAGGUGUCGUCAUAUAAGGAAGGCACUGCGCAUUCCGCGCAGCAUUUCUGGAUAAUGUUUUCACAUCAGGCAUGUGCACUUGUCAACCUCGAUGCUUUACGUGUUUAGCAAUGUUGUUGCUGCCCUUGUUUGUUGUGCUUUGUGAGGCAAGCAGUGCGAGGGGGAACAGGCGAUUGGCGUUGAGAUGCCAGUUUCAUGUUAUCGGCACUUUCCAGACCGCUGAUCACCUGUUUCUUCUUGCAGUGGCCUGCCUUCUGUACAUGUUCUCACGCACAGUCUCUUUUGAAUAUGCAUUGGUGGUCUUUGCUUGUAAGGCAUCUUUCAUUGCAUGAUUGGUACACUGCUAGCACUACAUCACAAUGCAAACCAGUUCAAGAACUGUUGUGGGUCACUAUGGGACCACUAGAAACCGCUUUUGGUUCUGUGGGCAAUGACGGGAUUUUUUUUUUUUUGGUCAAGCUUGUACUCUGUUAUAUCUGAGUUGUGUUUCUUCACUCCUCUUUUAACGGGUGAAAAUAUACUGUUUCGACAACUCUAGAAUGGUUAUUAAGAUAAGUUUGUACCUGCUUGCGUGUACAAUGAGUAAAAUCUACAACACUGAAACUGGCUGGUUUAUUGGUUGUUAGCAAAAGUAAUCAACAGUCUGCAUUCAUUGAAGUUAGCAGACCAUACAGGGUAGCAGAAAAAUGACAGUGACGCCUCGAGAAGCACUGCUGACGUCAAUUUCUGCAGGACAUUGUGUAUCAAACAUUGCAUGCCUUGCAAUGCAGCUUUUGCUAAUCGCAUGCAGUGCUUAGCCAGUUGUGGGGUCUUCCCCAUGACGUUGGUCUACAUAUUUUGGAGAUGCCAUCUUUGCAUUGCCACCAUGGUACAUCUAUUGCUGGUAUUACUUCACUUCGAGUUCUUGGAAGAAACAUGAUAUAGUCCCUAGCUAAGGAUUGUAAACCUAAACUGCGCUAGCUGACGACGACACAAAACGACAGCAGACUGCUCAAAAAUGCAAUUUUUGACUGAUUUCUUCAAAAUCAUUAUUUUAGUCCCUGCUUGUGCCGUCAUCUCUUUGCGCAUUUAAGCUUUGCAUCGGUGAACCAACCUUCACAAAUCUCUCUUUGUGACGAAUGUGGUAAUCAAGGUUUGACUUCCCUGGUUUUUUCCUUUUCUUUUGGCACUUGUUAUGGCACUCUGUUAUUUAAUCAACUUAUUCAACUCGCUCUUAGCAACUAAAAAUAUGUGAAUGAAUUAUCUGAAGUUGAAUAAAAUGCAGUUCAAAACAGAA